AUGUAUGUUCAGAAUUGGAGCCCUCAUCGAAUAUUGAAAAUUAUGACUCCUGAAGAAGCAUAUACAAGUGUGAAACCUGAGGUUAGUCAUUUUUAUAUUCACAUGCCUAAAGAUAGGAGAUCUAAGUUAGAACCAUCUAGCAAGAAAGGGGUAUUUGUGGGUUAUAGUGAAUCUUCAAAAGCCUACAGGAUUUACAUUCUAGGACAAAAACAAAUAGAGAUAAGAAGGGAUGUCUCUUUUGAAGAAGACGUUGCAUUAAAAAGAUCUAAAGGUUCGUACAUGGAGAUAGAUAAUGAAGAACAAGAGACUCCUCAGGACAUGGACAUUGAUCAUUCUCCUGAGGUUCAGAGAGAUUAUACUGAACCAAAAGAGGCUAUUGAUCCAGUUGAGCCUUUGGAACGUACUGAUGGUCUGAGAUAUAUUGCUAUAGGUCGAAAGAGACUUCUAUGGGCUAGACAGACUAUGCAAGAUGCAAAGAAGUAUGCAGCCCUAGAGGCACAUUCGAAGAAAGCAAAAGACCACACAAUUUUCCAAGCUAUGUGGCAUUAA
Molecule: messenger RNA, 549 nt
Organism: Cryptomeria japonica (Japanese cedar)
Lineage: Eukaryota; Viridiplantae; Streptophyta; Pinopsida; Cupressales; Cupressaceae
Exons: 1
Coding region: 1-549 (182 amino acids)
Source: RefSeq, a predicted model, not a curated record